Molecule: messenger RNA, 2296 nt
Organism: Myxocyprinus asiaticus (Chinese sucker)
Lineage: Eukaryota; Metazoa; Chordata; Actinopteri; Cypriniformes; Catostomidae
Product: GTP cyclohydrolase 1 feedback regulatory protein
Exons: 3
Coding region: 127-402 (91 amino acids)
Biological process (GO): negative regulation of biosynthetic process
Cellular component (GO): cytoplasm; nucleus
Molecular function (GO): GTP cyclohydrolase binding
Source: RefSeq, a predicted model, not a curated record
UCUUGUGGGCGCGCGCACACGGCGGAGCGCAACGCGGACAGACGCGACGCAUCCGAGACCCUGCGCGAGAUCACGCUGGACUAUUGCUGCUCUACCUGACGGUCAACGUGUAGACGCGACGCGAGGAUGCCGUAUAUCCUGAUCAGUACACAGAUACGACUGGAGACGGGGCCCACCAUGGUCGGGGACAAGUAUUCCGAUCCCUCUGUGAUGAACUACCUUGGAGCCCGGAAAACCACCAUGCUGGGAAACAACUUUUCAGAGUACCAUGUGGAUGAACCUCCGAGACUGGUCUUGGAUAAACUCGAGAAGAUCGGCUACAGAGUUGUCAGUAUGACAGGUGUCGGUCAGACUCUGGUUUGGUGCCUUCAUAAAGACACCAGUGACACUUUGGGACUCUAAUGUCUCUCUGUAUUCCAGGUGAACAUGGUAAAUGAGUUAAAAGGUGCAGUAAUUGUACACUCUGAGGACUUUGUACUAGAGGUAGACCGAUAUAUCGGUUUUACCGAUUAUUUGGUGCCGAUAGUUGAUUUUUGGAAUUAUCAGUCAUAGGCAAAAAUGUAUGCUGAUAGUUGCAGAUAUUAUUUGUUUUAAUUAUUUUUCUGUGACCAGCUUGGUUCUACAGUAUAACAGCGGUAGAGGUAGACCGAUAUAUUGGUUUUACCGAUUAAUCAGUGCCGAUAGUUGCUUUUUGCAACUAUCAGUUAUAGGCAAAAAUCUAUGCUGAUAGUUGCAGAUAUUACAUUUUGUUAUUAUUUCUCUGUGGCCAGCUUGGUUCUACAGUAUAAUCACAGGAGAGAUAGACCGAUAUAUCGGUUUUACCGAUUAAUUGAUGCCGAUAGUUGCUUUUUGCAAUUAUCAGUUAUAGGCAAAAAUCUAUGCUGAUAGUUGCAGAUAUUGCAUUUUGUUAUUAUUUCUCUGUGGCCAGCUUGGUUCUACAGUAUAACAGCAGGAGAGGUAGACCGAUAUAUCGGUUUUACCGAUUAAUCCAUGCCGAUAGUUGCCUUUUGGAACUAUCGGUUAUCGGGGGAAAGAAUAUGCCGAUAGUUGCCGAUAGAUUUUAUUUGUAUUAUUAUUCCACUGUGUUCUCUGGCCAGGGCUGGAGAAUUCUACAAUUACAAUGGCUUGAUUCUACAGUAUAACAGUGGUCUCUAGAGGAGUGACUAGGAUCAUACAGAUAUACAUUGUCUCUAACUUUAUAUCUUGUGAGUAACAAUAAACUGUAUUCCUGUUGAACUAUAUAUACCCAGUUUAUAUACAAAACCCUUUAUGUGGUGAAUAUAUAGGCUAUAAAAAGUUUAAUUUGGUAAAUAGCCUACUUAACUAAAGAGCACUGUAACAGAGCCAAGUUUCCAUCAUUUCAAAAUAAGAGUCCCCGGUGUGUUUCAGGCUUAUUUAUAGUUAAAAGUCUCACAUUAUGCACCAAAUAUAAAAUUUUUUCUGGUUGCUAUUGGGAUCUUGGAUGAACAAAAAACUGCAUCUUUCAUUUCAAAAUAAGAGUCUUAGAGAAUCUUAAUUUGUUUCUGGUUAUUAUUGGGAUUUUUGGUUUACUUUGAUUAAAUAGUUAAUAAUUCUUUUGGAUUCUUGUAGCCUCUGUGUGUGUACCCGUCACAGUAUGGAAAGACUAUGAUUUAAAACAAAUAAAAUUUAUCUAUCGGCCAAUUAAUCAGUUAUCGGCCUUUUCCACCAGCUCAGUUAUUGGUAUCUGCAAAAUCCACUAUCGGUAAACCUCUAGUUUGUGCACUUUCAUAAUAGUGAAUAUGUGAGAUAAAAUUACAGCAGCCUAUAAAUAUCUCACAAAAUAUAUUUGAAAUUUGUUCCUCGAAAAUAUUCAAUUAUUAUCAAGGGGUUAAUUAUUAUUUUAUAUGAUUCACAGUCACUGAUUUAUUUUUUAUUAAUUUUUUUAGAUACUCUGUAUAGAUGCUUAUAUGUCAAGAAAGUACACUUUAUUUUGUGAAUUUAGACGUGUAAAUUAGUUAAUUCAGUUUAAUUAUAUAGAUUGGCGGAACAUCAUUAAUAUUCUAAUAUGUGCAAAAAAUGCUAAAUACAUUAUUGAAUCUAUAUAAUCUCUCUUUAUAUUCUAUAGAAAAAGACAUCUUAGAAAAACAACAUUUUGCAAUUAAAUACCCACAUUUUAGUUUAGCUUCAAUUUGUUUGAUGAUACAAUUCAAAGCUUUGAUUCGUUAUGCAUUUUUGUUAAGCAUACAUUUCAUCUGUAUUGUAAGGAUGAUAAUCUUGGCAUUUAAAUAUUGUGCAUUUAUGCUUUUAAAUCUGCAAUAAACAAAAUACAGAAUGA